UGGCUCUGUGUGUUCGCUCUUUAGCCAGGUGCCAAAUUACGCACGGAGCUCCCAGCGGCCGCUGUGCUGCCCGGCCUCCCCCUGCCUGUCAGCGCUCAGUGGUUCGCUCCAGUCGGCGCUCUGCUGCUGUUCAUCACCGCCCCACUGGCCGGCGCGCAGUCGGAGCUUCAGCCCGGUAACCGAGCGCACACUGAGCCUCACCGCCUGCCCGCUCUUCUCCUCUCACUUCAGUCUCUUUGAGCGUUUUUGCCUCCUCCGCUGGAAGCACUGACUGAACAGUGUGAGGGCCAUGUUCUUGGCGGUUCAGAUCAGUCCUCCUCUGUACUGCUGCUCUGAAUGGGCGAAACGUUACACGUCUGCCUUUCACGGACAACACCGAUGAGGUCAAACCAGAUCCCCAUCUCUCUGCAUCUCUCCCUCCCAAUCCAUCCAUUCGUCAGUCGCUUCCUUCGCUCAUCUCUCCAGCAUGUCACUGAAGGUACAGACCAGUAAUGUGACCAAUAAGACAGAUCCAAAGUCCAUCAAUUCCCGGGUGUUUAUCGGCAACCUGAACACAGCGGUGGUGAAGAAGUCGGAUGUGGAAAGCAUCUUCUCCAAGUAUGGCCGGGUGCUGGGCUGCUCAGUGCACAAGGGCUACGCCUUCGUCCAGUACGCCAGUGAGAGGCACGCCAGGGGGGCUGUGAUCGGGGAGAAUGGCAGGGUGCUGGCUGGACAGACGCUGGAUAUCAACAUGGCUGGAGAACCGAAGCCAAACAGACCCAAAAUCCUGAAGCGAUCAGCAGCUUCUCUGUACAGUGGCUAUGAGUUUGACUAUGAUUACUACAGAGAAGACUUCUAUGACAGGCUGUUUGAGUACCAUGGCAGGGUGUCACCGGUCCCUCGAGUGGUGCCCGUUAAACGCCCACGGGUAGCGGUGCCUCUGGUACGACGGGUCAAAUCCUUGCCGGUCAAACUGCUGGCACGUAACGCCUCCGUCCUCCCCACCAGCAACGGCAACAAACAGAAGGCAGUGAAAGGUGCAGAGCUUCAGGCAAUCAAGUCAGAGUUGACUCAGAUUAAAGCCAACAUCGAAGCUUUGCUGGGCAGACUGGAGCAGAUCACAGAAGACACACACAUCACCGCCACAGAGCUGAGGAAGGCAGACGAGUGUAAGAGCGAGGAGGCGUGGCAGGAAGGGGAGGAGUCAAGCUCAGAGCUGGAGGACGAGGAGGAGCACAGACAGAACAGCGAAGCUGAAGAGGAGGAAGACGAGGAGGAGGAGGAGGAGGAGGAGGAGGAGGGAGAGCACACGCAGGACGACACUCAUGACCACAUGCCGGAGAACAGUCGCCUAUCAUCAGAGAUGGACUCCAUUCACCCAUGAGAGGUAGUCUCGACUGUGGAGGAAGAGACAGACACAGAUAGGGAGAAAGAGAGAGCCGCAGACAGACAGAGAACUGAAUUACAUCACAGGAGGCCAUCAAACAGCUGGGAGCCCUGGAACACACACACACACUCACAACCAUAAAAACACACAGUAGAGAGAGAGAGACUUGACACUUUGUCAGAGCCACAGGAAAACACUAAAACAGCAGGAUACUGCCAGAACAUAUAAUAAACUGUUGAGUUACACACAGUAACACACACAUAGAAGAAAAAACACACAGUGAUGGAGACAGACUCAACGCUGUGUCAGAGCCACAGGGAGACAGUAAAACAGCAGGCUGCUGUCAAAACGCAUCCUAAAGCAGUGGGUUUUUCAUGUACCACUUUUGGGAAAGCUGGAGCUCAUCAGAGCAUCAUCUGCUGAUUUACAGCACUUUAAACAACACGAGUGAGCCGGCAACAUACUGAGGCAGAGCUGGUUGUUCAUUUGAAACCUUGUUAGUGCAAAUUCUUCUGAAAUCAAAAACAAAUUCCCAAAAUAAAACUGACAAUGUACUGUAGGGCUGGGCUUCAUAAUGUCGUGAAUUAUAACAUUUAAUGCCACAAUUCUUUUGUUGAUUUGCCUGCCCAGGGACAGCCAAUGACAUUUAGCUAUCUAUACUCUUAUUCCUGUAGAAUGACCAGAUAAAUAAAUAAAUAAAUAAAUAAAUGAAUGAAUAAAUUAUGUUUACCAUGUGGGCCUACAGAUAGAUACAGUGUUAGGAGGGUUUCUUUUUAAAUGUAUUCCACUCUAGAUUGCCAAAUAAUGCCCUAAAAUGUUAUCUGUAAUUUAUUCCAUUAGAUUACAAACUAAGGCUGCUUUCACACCUGCACUGUUUGGUUUGUUUCAGUCGAACUCAAGUUUGCCCCCUAAGUGCAGGUCGUUUGGGCAGGUGUGAACACAGCAAUCGCACCGAGAUGCACACCUUCUUGAAGAGGUGGUCUCGGUCUGAUUACAAACGAACUCUAGUGCAGUUUGUUUGUGGUGAGAAGGUGUUCCGACCUGGAUGUGAAGCAACUGCAGUCACAUGACACAUUGUUUGGGUUAAACAUGAGCAUGUUACAGUCCUGGAGGAUUAUUAAUGUGCACCUCCUCCUGUACUGCCUUAAUAUGCACAUUCAGCACAUCCAAUGCAUCAAAACAUUGUUUUCUAGUUGGAGCCGCGCCUCGUUUUCAAACUGUAUGGUUUGACUAAAAUGAACAAUGACAGCAAUAUAGUCCACGAUGAGCAGCGCUAAAAUCAACCUGCGUAGUUGUCCCUCCAUUGUGACAUUACAAAGUGUCACAUUUAUCUUGCAAGUGUACUCUUCUUCAACGUUUGCUUUACUUCCUGGAUUUUUCCCGCAUGGAAGUUCUGACCAAUCAAGAGCAGCUUUUUCACACAAGGCAUUUGAUCUGGUCCGCUUGUAAAUGCUGCUGUGAGAACACGAACCAACUCUAGGCAAUUAUACAACUUUGGAACAACAUGAGUCCCUGAUUCAGACCAAAGGAGACGACUCUAGGUCUGAAAGCACCCUAAGUAACAUAUUCUAAACACAUUGGAUUACUUUGGGAAUACUUCAAAAUCAUCUUCCUGAGCUCACUUGUGCAUGCCAAAACACACAACAUUGCCCAGGCUGUGCAUCUCCUCUGCCACUGUUGUGUGGCAGGUGCACUGUACACACUGUUUUAAAAAAUCCAUUGAUGGAAAAUGCCAAUGUAAAUUUAACAUUGUGUCCUAACAGCAAGCCAGUGUCACCCUCUGUCUACACUAAAUCUGUUUUUAUGCACCUCUGUUACGUCAUGUAAACAAACCUCAUAGGCUGCCUGUUAGCUGUGUGUUCAGCAGGAGAUGUAACCACUGAAAAUAUGAGCAAGUGCUUUCUACUUUUCUAUGUUUGUACUUUUUAAACAGAAAACACACGUUUUAUAUUGUAAUAUUUACUGGAAACGAUCUUCGAUACAGCCAACAGCAAGUGGGUUGUUAUUAGAAAUGGUCAUUUACCAGAAACUCUCAGCUCCCUGGUGAUCUCCCUUCAGCCAGCUGCCACCAUAUUAGGGAUUUUGUAGAUAGACUAAUAGGUAUAAUGUAGAUAACUCCUCAUUUCAACUAAAUGAAUCUGACUUUUUGUCCAUUGCGGAGGUUUCCCAGUGAGCAACAGGGAUAAAUAGAAACAGGGCAUCUGGUAAAUGUUCAGCUCAAAAUGUGGCCAGUUGGAACACUCUUAGAAAACAAUGCAAUCAAACUGACACUUGUUGAUGUUGCAUUCAGUUUGGACACAGAGUUAGAGCAAAUAAAACAAAACAAAUUAAGUAAGCUCUUUAAGCAAUCAAUUCUUGAAGAUGGCAACUCUAUUCAAAAUGCUACCAAUUUAAACUGUAACAGAAUACAGUUAUGCAUAUUUUGUGUUUUAAAUACAUAACUUGGUCACUUGUGUUCCUAAUUCUCCCCAACCCCGGAUAUAGAUGUAGAUAUAUAGAUAUAUAUAUGAGGCAAAGUUGGUCUGAUUUAUCUUUGAUGGGAAAUGCGUGGUGGACUCAGGAUGUCUGAGGGGCGUGGGCCAAUAAAUAAACAAGACACUGGUUACCUACAGUGGGGCAUCAGCAUGCCAAAAGUUUUCUAGCAUGACGGGCAGCCAAUAUCCCACUACAUCGCAUUUUCUCCACUAGAAGUAAAAACUAGAGGGCACUUUAUCAAGUUUUCUUUUUUUAAAUACACUCUAUAGGGCAAUUUAUUGUGUUUUAUCUACCAGGGGUUUUCAAAAAGGCUGCAUUACCUUUUUUCAGCAAAUAUUGGUAGCCUGAAAAUGUGAAAGUGCUCCCUUUUUUGUGUCAUUAAAUUUGCUGUCACACAAAAUGUUUCCAGAACAGUCCCCACUUAAAGCCUCUGAAAUAUGGUAUUUUUAUAUAACAACAAAAAUUCAUUAUAGGACUGGGCGAUAUGGCUUAAAAAGAAUAUAGCGAUAUUUCUUGGCUUUUUGAAAUACAGGAUCUAUAUCUCAAUAUUUUGAAAUCUCCUUUAGUACUGUAGAUUACUGAAAUACAAAAUUAUUAAAUGAACUACAGUUACAAUAAAGUUAAAUAACUGUUAUAAUAAAAGUAAAAGUAC
Epinephelus fuscoguttatus (brown-marbled grouper) is the source of this 4493-nucleotide messenger RNA. It is a transcript of the gene raly, whose product is annotated as RALY heterogeneous nuclear ribonucleoprotein. Lineage: Eukaryota; Metazoa; Chordata; Actinopteri; Perciformes; Serranidae. Gene Ontology annotation, molecular function: RNA binding. The transcript has 10 exons. Gene Ontology annotation, cellular component: nucleus. The record is from RefSeq and is a predicted model, not a curated record. Bases 467 to 1363 code for a protein of 298 amino acids.